Hevea brasiliensis (rubber tree) is the source of this 731-nucleotide messenger RNA. Its product is annotated as snakin-2. The transcript has 4 exons. The record is from RefSeq and is a predicted model, not a curated record. Lineage: Eukaryota; Viridiplantae; Streptophyta; Magnoliopsida; Malpighiales; Euphorbiaceae. The coding region runs from base 159 to 488 and encodes 109 amino acids.
UUGUAAUUAUUAGCAGAAUAAACGACUAGUUUAGUCAAGCCAGCAGCCAGUGAUAUCAAUAUGCCCCCUCUAUAAAGAGCACGCACUGCGAUACCCACACGGCCACACCGCACUAUACACUAAAUUGCUUCUUCGCUUCGCUUUCUCUACUGGCAGCCAUGGCAGUCCGUUUGCUUCUUGUAUCGGCCGUUUUGCUCUUCUGCCUUGCAGAGGUUUCAUCUGAUCUCAAGAUAGAAGAAGAAAUUGCUCAUAUUACCCAGAUUGGUGUUAGAGGUGGAAACAGGAGGCUCAUGCAAGAAAUGGAUUGUGGAGGGCUAUGCAAGCAGAGGUGCAGCCUCCACUCAAGGCCUAAUUUGUGCAAUAGAGCAUGUGGCACGUGCUGUGUGAGGUGUAAGUGUGUGCCACCAGGGACCUCAGGGAACAGAGAAGUAUGUGGGAAAUGCUAUACAGAGAUGACCACCCAUGGCAACAAGACCAAGUGCCCUUAGGCUGCCCACUGCAUGCGCACGUUUUGGCUUUCCGUUUGUGUGUUUUGUCAGCUUGAGAGGUGUUGCUGUACUAGAAUCUCAGUAAAUGCAAAAUGUGUAUGAAGUUAAAAUUCAAUGGUGGGUUGGGCUCUGUGCUGUUUAUCUUUUAGGAACCUUCGCAACUUUCAGCCUCAGCAGAUGAGUUGGGCUGAUGGCCUUUUUUAAUACUGUGUUUGAAUCUGAGUUGAGCUCUCUUUCUUUUUA